Gryllus bimaculatus (two-spotted cricket) is the source of this 3240-nucleotide messenger RNA. The record is from the annotation of a GenBank genome assembly. Lineage: Eukaryota; Metazoa; Arthropoda; Insecta; Orthoptera; Gryllidae.
AUGACACUGCAUGCAGCACGCGUGAUGCUGCUUGCCUUUGGUUUGCAUGACAACUUAUCGCGUGAGCACAACGUGAAGUUGGUAGAAACACCAGUGACAGAAACGAUGGAGCGGCUGCUGGCGCCAGAUCUAAGUGGGGCGCCGAGUGUAGCCGGUACACCUGCUCUUCCUCGUCGGUACCUGCGCUGUGCAGCUCUGAGUGGUGCUUGCCUUCUGCUUGCACUGCUGGCGUACUUGCCAGCAUUGCAUGCUCCUCUACCACGUACCGAUCCACAACAUGCCGCCAUUGCUGGCUGGGCCCGCAACCGCUCCAGAGACCUACGACUGUAUGUACUGCCAGAGAAUGUUACAACCCUCCUUCAGCCUUCAUGGUCUUGUGGUGCCAACACACCUUACUUAUUGGUAGUUGUUUGCUCUGCCCUGGAGCAUGCAGCCACUCGAGCUGCUAUCCGUGACACUUGGGGCAGUUUGCGUGAAGUGGAAAACAUGACUGUGCACCUUGCCUUCUUGGUUGGCAUGCCUUCCCCAGGGUCUUCCUCUGCAGAGCACCUGCAGGAAGCACUGGAUGAAGAGUCAGCACGUUAUGGUGAUCUGGUUCAGGAAAAUUUUGUAGACUCCUACAACAAUUUAACUUUAAAGACUGUCUUCCUUCUCAAAUGGGUUCGCACUCACUGUGCAGGUGCUCGCUUUAUUAUGAAAACAGAUGAUGAUAUGUUUGUCAACAUCCGUUCUCUUGUUGUACUUUUGCUGGCUAUUGAGAGAGGAAGAGCUCGUGCGCUGAUAAAUGGUAUCUCUGUUGCAUUACCUGGGGUUUCAGGCCGACCCCCACUUUCACCUGGUCCUAUUCUUCUUGGAGCUCUCAUCUGUGGGGCUCGACCAAUUACUAAUGCCAGCAACAAAUGGUAUGCUCCAAAAUACAUGUAUCAAGGCAGAAUAUAUCCAAAUUACCUCUCUGGAACAGGCUAUGUUAUGUCAGCUGAUGCGGUUGGACCACUUUAUUCUACAGCCCUUCGUACACCAUUCUUCCAUUUAGAAGAUGUAUUUCUCACAGGCAUAUGUGCUCGCCAAGCUGGUCUUAGGCCCAGGGAUCACCCAGCAUUUGCUUAUACCAAACGAAAAACUGAUGCCUGUGUACUACGUGACAAAUUGGUUGUGACAUCUCACCAUAUGGAACAAGCAGCUCUGAAACAAGUUUGGUCUGCUAUGCAGCAGCCAUCUCUCAACUGUACACCUUCAAAGGUUCAGACAUCACAAAAACCAAGUAUGAGGCCCCUAGGGAGAAGAGUUGCUGGUGUUCGGAGGCCAGGUUUUCGUUGUGUGUGAGUCUAGGUUACCAAAAUUUCAAAACUGUUUUACCUGUGCCUCUGCAGUGAAUGAUGUCUUGGUUUCUAUUGCUGCCUAUGUUUUUCUGCAAGUGGAUUUCUCUGAGCAUAUUUAGUCUCCUUACGUGGCCAGUGGAUGAUUGUGUCACAAAGUUAUUUUCCUCUUAACAUUCGCAAGCCCAAGAUAUAAUUAUUGUUAUAAAUCAUUCACAUCGUUCACUCAAUUAAAUUGUAUAAACUGGUGGUUCUGUGACCAAUACAUUCUUCCAUGCCAGUAUGUGGCUAAAACAUAGAGUAUUUCUGAUACUGUGUAAGUGAGGAUUUUUACUUCUAUUGUAAGUUAUAAAUUCUUCCUCAAGAGGUCUCUGGUAACCAGAGAUGUAUUACAGUAUUAGAGAACUAUUCAAUUCUAUAGUUGUAUGCAUCCAAUCCAUAAUUGCAAAUGUGAUUAUUGAAUUCUCAUAGAUUUUUAAAUAUCUCUACUAACUUGAAUAUAUAACUACAUUUCCCAAAAAUGGCAGGUUUGCAUGGACUGGGUUAGGUGUAAGAGUGUGAAAGUGUGAGAGUUUCUUUUUAUGUUUCAGUUUAGUUAAUUUUAUUUUGAAGUAGUUUAUUCUUGGGGUUUUACAGCUUGGCAAUUUAAAACUUAUCAGUGCAUGGAUCUCUGCCUCAUUGUGUUGUGCUGUUUUUGAAUUUUGCAUGAAAAGGCGAUUUCAUACUUUGUUUCAAUUCUUGCAUUCUUUUUAUCAUUAUUAACAUGAUCUGUUUGGUAUGUACACCUACAAGGUUUCUCUUUCUCUGCCUUUCUUAUUCCAGUCAUUUAUCCACCUACCAUUUUUCCCUCUGUUCUUCGUUUCCUUAUACUUGCAUUUCGUUUGUCCAUUUUUCCCUUGUUUUGCUUUUGCUUUUUCCUAUCAUCUUCUCUCUCCUCUUAUAUCCCUGCUAUUUUCUUAACAUUUCAUUUUUCUCAUUAUUGACUGUUCACCUCUUCUUUGAACCUUAUCAUAAAUACUUCAGUUUCUCUCCUUGGGAACAUAAGGUUGUGUGUGUUCACUGCGCUCCAUAGUUCUUUUUCUUAUUAAUUUGCUAGCUCUUCUUAUCACUGUAUAGAAUUCGUAAAUCUGCAUCAUUUGCUUGUUAAUUAUUAUCUGAGAGUUUCAACCAGGAAUGAAAUAGUGUAAUUUUUAUGCAAAUUCCAUGAAAAAAAAUAAUACUUGAAUGUAAAUUGUAUGAGAGUGCAGUUACAUGCAUGAAAAUUUGCAUCUAAUAAUGAACAUAAUACAUAUAAGGCUUUUGUUGGCUGUGAAGAACAAUCAGUCCAUCAUUAAAAUGAUACUAUAUAAAUGGUAUUCAUUAUAGUAAUUUUUAUUUCAUUGUAUAUACAACAGUUAAUAAUCUUUGUAAGCCAGAAUCACAGUCAUUGGACUUUAAUUCACACAGGGACUUAAAAAAGUGCUCCUUAAAACAGCAAAAAAGUAUGUGCUACCAGAGUUAUGACCCAAUGAUUGAAAAACAAUAAUGUAAUGUUUCCAAUUUACCAAAAACGAUGCACUAGAUCUACAUCUGUCCGCCGUCCACUAGUCCGUCCGUUUUCUCUUUUCAACCAACUUCUUUACUCAUUUAUGUUAAUUUUUUCUGUUUUAUUUUUCAAGCUAUCAAUUUGGAUUCACCUGAUCUCUACAAAUUUGUUUGAAGUUUUCUUGUGUCUCUGAGCCUUUUCUAUUUGUUUGUUUUUUAUAACCAUUCUUUAUUUCUCCAAUUAUCUCUAGUCUCAUUUUACUGUGUUAUUUCCCUUAGUCUGGCCCAAUUGGUCUUAUAAGUCAAGUCUAUGUUCAUUAAUCACUAUUCCCUGUCUUUAUUCAUUCCAUACUUUAUCUCUACCGUCCUACAAGUUCUUACCUGCUUUUUCUCUCUCUCU